AUGAAGAAUGUGCUUCCAUGGACCACGAUCUGGAUCGUGAUCUCAUGGUACGGCUCCAACAUUGGAGUCCUCCUUCUGAACAAGUACUUGCUCACCAACUGCGGCUUCAAGUUCCCAAUUUUCUUGACCCUGUGCCACAUUCUCGCCUGCUCUUUGCUCAGCUACGUAGCCAUAGCAUGGCUCAAGGUGGUUCCCAUGCAGACCAUCGGCUCCACCAAACAGUUCGUCAAGAUCGCAGGGUUGAGUUUGGUUUUCUGCUUUUCGGUUGUGCUCGGAAACGUCUCGUUACGGUAUCUUCCGGUGUCAUUUAAUCAGGCCGUCGGCGCCACGACACCCUUUUUCACGGCGGUUUUCGCCUAUUUUAUGAUGAAGAAGAUGGAGACUUGGGUUACAUACAUGACGCUCAUUCCUGUGGUUGCUGGAGUCGUCAUUGCUAGUAGGGCAGAACCAAGUUUUCACGUUUUCGGAUUCAUAGUGUGUGUUUCAGCAACAGCUGCAAGGGCGUCCAAGUCUGUGCUUCAGGCUAUUUUGCUGUCAUCAGAAGAGGAAAAACUGAACUCAAUGAAUCUGCUCAUGUACAUGGCACCAAUAGCAGUGGCGAUAUUGCUUCCGGCCACGGUGUUGAUGGAGAGGAAUGUGAUAGGCGUAACAGUGGGACUUGCAAGGAAAGACAUGAGAAUAGUGUAUUACCUGCUUUUCAAUUCAUCGCUUGCAUAUUUGGUGAAUUUGACCAACUUUUUGGUCACUAAACACACAAGUGCAUUGACUCUCCAGGUUCUGGGGAAUGCAAAGGGUGCGGUGGCUGUGGUGGUGUCGAUUAUCAUAUUCAAGAACCCUGUUUCAGUUGUGGGAAUGAUGGGCUACUCCUUGACAGUCGUUGGGGUCUUCCUUUACAGUGAAUCCAAGAAGGCAAAAUAAAUGAUUUAUGGGGACAUCCUAAGAAACUCA
Messenger RNA from Hibiscus syriacus, 948 nucleotides. Its product is annotated as probable sugar phosphate/phosphate translocator At5g05820. NCBI's taxonomy places the organism in Eukaryota, Viridiplantae, Streptophyta, Magnoliopsida, Malvales, Malvaceae. The record is from RefSeq and is a predicted model, not a curated record. The transcript has 4 exons. Gene Ontology annotation, molecular function: antiporter activity. Gene Ontology annotation, cellular component: Golgi apparatus. Bases 1 to 918 code for a protein of 305 amino acids.